Fulvia fulva is the source of this 1203-nucleotide messenger RNA. RefSeq lists its product as uncharacterized. NCBI's taxonomy places the organism in Eukaryota, Fungi, Ascomycota, Dothideomycetes, Mycosphaerellales, Mycosphaerellaceae. The record is from RefSeq and is a predicted model, not a curated record. The transcript has a single exon. Bases 1 to 1203 code for a protein of 400 amino acids.
AUGUCUGCCACCAAAUUCUCGAUCCCGUCCGAAUUUCAGUCUCAGCUCCGUCACAAGGAAGUGGAAGAUACCCGCACCAACUCCGAUAUCCUAGAAUCCCUCACGCACUAUGCCCCAAUCACAUCCGAGAAGAAUAUCUGGGCCUUCUGGGACAAAGGCGUUCAGAUUAUGCACGGCUGGACCCAGCGAGACAUCUGCGACUGGGUUCGAAUCUGCGGCACAGGUUCAAAUCCCUGGACGGUCCGAAUCUCAGAUGCGGAUCCAGAGUCCCCAAACUACGCCCUCAAGUGGGUAGAGCCUUCCCUCCUCCCUGCCAGCUUCGUCGACGGCACAAUGGAGGGCCCGUAUAUUGGUCCACACUCCGCUGAUUUCCUGCGAGGAGCGUUACUGUACGCAUACGGAGGCGUCUUCAUGGAUGUAGGGAACUUGCUCUUGCGACAUCUCGAUAGGGUCGGCUGGAACGAACUCGAAGACGAUAGCAACCCCUACACCAUCGCAGUGCCUCUAAUGUACGGCCAAGUCAUCGCGAACCACUUCGUCAUGGCGCGCAAAGGGGACGAGUUCAUCAAACAAUGGCAUGACCUCUUCAUCCACCUCUGGCAGGAAAGAACUAGUCAUGUUGGGAUUAUACAGAAUCCGUUGUUGGCGUUCGCGACGAACUUGGACUUCUCGAGUUCGAGAGCGAGUGAUUUCCACUGGGACUUCAAGAUUGAACCGCAAGAGGUGUUUGAGUACAUCUCCCAAGUCCUGGCCUGGCUACGUCUCUGCAGCAUCUCGGGAAGUGAUGCUGAUCCCUUCGAUGGAAGCGAGUACUGGCAGCGCCAUGUCCUCUGCUUCGACGCAUUGCAGGAAGACUGGCCUGCUGAAGCUACUGUCGGCUUCAGGGGCGAAGACACGUACCAUGCUCUUCAGAUCAAAGUCGACGGUCCGAAAGACGAGACGUGGCAGAAGAGCUACAAUCUGGUUUGGCGUAUGUUGACGAAGUCUUCCAUGCAGAAGGUUACGCAUGGGAAGCAUUUGACGAAGGAUGUUCAUCUGGGAGUGCUGUGGGAUAUGCAUGAUGAGGAUGAUUGUGAGGUGGGGACGUUUGCGGAGUUGUUGAGGUAUGGAGCUGUGCAUUUUGAGCAGAUGAGGGAGGGGAUUGGGAAGAUGCCGGUGGUGAGGGCGGAGGUGGUUAUGGAUAAGGGGGUUCUGGAGGCUUAG